AGAAAGAACCAUUAAUAGAUUUUCCUUCUUUUAUAUUUUGGGCAGAAAACGACAACCAAUAAUUUGCCAUCACGUGCUCAACUCCGAUCACCAUCAUACCACCACCCUCCUCUCGCUUCAAAAGAAAAAACAAAAUCAAAGUUUUGGCAUCGAAAUUCGAAGUCUUUUUAAACCCAAAAAACUACAACAAUCAUUGCUUAGAAGUCCGCCAUAGCUAAACACCUCUCUGUUUACCAUCGAGCUUGUCUCAUUUCUAUCGAUAAUCGAAAAACAAUAUAAAACAAGUUCCUUCAUUAUGACGUCAUGCAGUCGGCGCUUGGCUUCCACCGGUGUCGCAUCGGACGGUCUGAUCCGUAUCCGGCUUCCUCCGAGAGCCAUGGUGGCAGCGGCUAAGAUCUCGGUUCUUCCUCGAAAUUGGGGCGAACUGCAGCGGGGGAUCGCUCUCCGGUCGAGGCAUUUACGCGGGCUUGUGCCGCCGGUGGAGGUGGUCGGCGCCGGAGCGGCAUGGGAGAGCUCUUCUGAUGGCGGGGAGGGGGAGAAGGAGAAGGUCGGCGCGUGCUCGUACGCGAUUGGGGAUCAGAGAGUGGCGGAUGCGGCGGCGAGUAGCGGCGAAUUUAAUCGGAGGAAGGCUGUGGAAAUUGUGGCAGCGGCGGCUAUUACGGUGCUGCUCGGAGUCGGAAAUCGAGUGCUGUAUAAGCUCGCGUUGGUUCCUCUGAAACACUACCCUUUCUUUCUCGCUCAGCUCGCUACUUUCGGAUACGUAAUUGUAUACUUCUCUAUCUUGUAUCUACGGUAUCAUGCUGGCAUUGUUACUGAUGAGAUGCUUUCCAUGCCGAAAGCUCCAUUUCUUGCAGUAGGCCUGUUAGAAGCUCUUGGUGCUGCUACUGGAAUGGCAGCUGGAGCUAUUCUAUCUGGAGCAUCAAUUCCAAUUUUGUCCCAGACUUUUCUUGUUUGGCAAAUUCUCCUGUCAGUAGUUUUUCUUGGGAGGAAAUAUAGAGUAAAUCAGCUUUUAGGGUGCUUUCUUGUAGCUAUUGGUGUAAUCAUAACUGUAGCAAGUGGGUCUAGUGCUGGACAUUCAUUGAAAGAAGCAGGUAUAUUUUGGAGUCUUUUGAUGAUACUUUCUUUUUUGUUCCAAGCAGCUGAUACAGUACUAAAGGAAGUAAUUUUUCUUGAUGCUGCUCAACGGCUGAAGGGAAGAACAGUUGAUCUAUUUGUUGUAAAUUCCUUUGGAUCUGCUUUCCAAGCACUUUUUAUAUGCAUACUCUUACCUUUUCUAUCAAAACUAUGGGGUGUUCCAUUUUCUAAGCUACCAAAUUAUCUAAAAGAUGGUGCGGCUUGCUUCUUAAACACUGGUGGAUUAUCCGAAGGCUGUGAUGGAGCUCCGCUACUACCUUUGCUUUUUAUUAUUGUUAACAUGGGUUUCAACAUUUCUUUGCUGCAUCUGCUUAAGAUCUCAUCUGCCGUGGUGUCUUGUCUCGCCUCAACAUUCUCAGGAAUGACUCGAGUGGUAAUCUAUGCUCAAUAUGAUGGGGAAUGGAAGGAUGAGCAAGGGUUGUAUAAAUGGUCACCAAAGAAUAAGGAAGUUAUAUCUAUCAUUGUUGAUGACUCCAAUAUUACUUUUGAGGUGUUAUUGGAGAUAUUGUAUAAGAAGAUUGGGGUGAAUCAAAAUGAUAUCGAAUUGAAAAUAAGUUACUUACCUAUCAUUGCGGGAGAAAAUAUGCCACCACUCAUUUUACGAGGGGAUGAAUGUCUUGCAGCUUAUCUUUUGGAUUAUGGAGAGAACAAUCGUAGAGUUGCACUACGUGUGGAGCUCAUUAAGAGAGAAGAUAUACGUGACAUGGAAGUUGAACGUAGCAUGAAAGAAAAUGAACAAAGUUUAGUAGAUGAGUACUUUGACCGUGAAUUCUACUUUGAAAAUAAUAUUUGUGAUGCUACUUCUGCACCAGGCGAAAGUGGUGUUAAUUUAGGUUGUAAACCUGUGGACCUUCUUAACAAAAGGACAACAUCAUCAUCUCCAACUCAAAAUCACAUUGACCCACUGAACUACUAUGAUUUGUUGGACCACCAUGAUGAACAAAAUCAAGUCCCUAGUGAAGACACAUUUAGUUUCCCAGAUGGGUCAGAUUUGGCAAUUGGUCAAGAAUUCAAGAUCAAAGAUGAGGUAAAAACUAAGUUGAACGAUAUUGCAAUAAAGGCUUGCUUUGAGAUGGAAAUUAAUAAAUCUACCAAGUUAUUAUAUGUGACAAAAUGCAUUGACAAGUCAUGCAAUUGGGUAGUGCGUGCAGCAAAAGUUACCAACUCAGAGCAUUUCUCAAUACGAACUUAUUGUAACACUCACACUUGUUCCCUUAUUAGCCAGAAAAGAAAGCAUCGUCAAGCAAGUGCUGCAGUAAUUGCUAAUGUCGUGGGGUCAAGUUUCGAUGGUCAAAAAGAGACAUCGAAGCCAAAAGAAAUAAUGAUGAUUAUGCAGAACAAUCACAUGCCAAUAACAUAUUGGAAAGCUUGGAAGGGGGAAAAAAUUGCAAACAACCUUCUUAGAGGUUCACUUGAAUUAAGUUUUCAAAAUCUUCCAGCUUACUUAUACAUGGUUCAAAAGAUGAAUCCAGGUACGAUCACACAUUUGGAGGUGGAUGAAGAUUCUAAAUUCAAAUAUGUUUUCCUAGCAUAUGGAGCAUGCAUCAAAGGAUUUCAUUGCAUGAGAAAGGUUAUUCCAGUGGAUGGGACUUGGUUGAAGACCAAGUACAAAGGUGUAAUGCUCAUUGCAACAACACAAGAUGGUAAUUUUCAUCAAUAUCCUAUUGCUUGGGCUGUGGUUGAUUCAGAGAAUGAUGCUUCGUGGUCAUGGUUCCUUACAAAGUUACAAGAACUUAUACUAGAUGAUAGUGAUUUAGUCUUUAUUUUAGAUAGAAAUCAAAGCAUCAUCAAUGGGGUGUCAAAUAUUUAUAGGAAGUCACAACAUGGGCAUUGUAGGUGGCAUUUGUCUCAGAAUAUUAAAGCACGUGUCCGAGUUAAAGGUGUCAUAAAAUUAUUCGAAGAAAUUGCUAAUGCCUAUAAAAAUUCCGACUUCAACAAACUCUAUGAUGAAUUGAAGAAUAGAUAUCCCGUAGCAGUGAAGUAUCUUGAAGAAUCAAAUCUCACACUUAGUAAAUGGGCGAGAUCUCACUUUACAGGCUGUCUGUACAAUAUUAUGACUAUGAAUGGUGCAGAAUCUAUUAAUGCAGAACUAAGGGAACCUAGAGAGGACCCUAUCAUUGCGUUGUUGGAGGCUAUGCAGGCAAAAGUCUCUGAGUGGUUCAACAAUCGCUGCAAUAUUGUGGCAUCUAUCAAUACAAAGUGUACACCUUUAACUCCAAAGGCAGAGAAUAUUAUUCGAAAAAGAUUCAAGAAAGCAUCAUAAAUGAAUGUGAAACAACUUAACUGAUUUGAGUAUGAGGUUACAGGUAAAGAAAAUGAUGCCAUAAUUGAUUUAGGUCAAAGACAAUGCUCAUGUCGUGUCUUUGACCUUGAUCAACUUCCAUGUGUGCAUGCAUUAGCAUCAUAUGAGCAAGCUAGAAUAAAAGUGUAUGAUUUGUGCUCUAAUUAUUAUAAGUUGGAAACUUGGGCGUUGGCUUAUGUUGAUACCAUUUAUCCAGUCCCUCAACAAGAAGAUUGGGAUAUCAAUGAAGUUGAAGUAUUGCCGAAGGUAUUGCCUCCAAAUGUCCCAAUCAAGCGUGGUAGAGAAAAAUUAAAAAGAAUCCCAUCAGUUGGUGAGGGCAAAAAAUGGAUAAAAAGGUGUGGUUUAUGCGAGCAGCCUGGUCACUCCAAAAAAGCAUGCCCCUUACGAGCCACAACAUCUAAAUUGUAAUUAUUAAUGCAUAUGCUUGUUUUGAAUUACUAUGGUUAGUUUAUAUCAUUGUAUUUGAAUUAAUUUAAAUUUUCUUGUGUUUACUUGAGAUGAACCUCGACUUCCAUGAGUAGAGCUCGACCAUGGAUGGUCGAGCUUUUCAAAGGUUGAUAAAUAUUCCAGUAUAGAACGCGACUGACAUGAGUAGAGCUCGAUCGUCAACGGUCGAGAUAUGAAAAGACUAAUAAUAACUUCAUCAUAGAGCUCAACUGACAUCAGUAGAACUCGACCAUGGAUGGUCGAGCUUUGUAAAGAUAGAUAAAUAUUC
Messenger RNA from Humulus lupulus (European hop), 4151 nucleotides. RefSeq lists its product as uncharacterized. The transcript has 10 exons. NCBI's taxonomy places the organism in Eukaryota, Viridiplantae, Streptophyta, Magnoliopsida, Rosales, Cannabaceae. The record is from RefSeq and is a predicted model, not a curated record. The coding region runs from base 296 to 3397 and encodes 1033 amino acids.